AUCAACGACGACCAUCAUGUCCUCCGCCGCAUCCACUCUCGCUGGGAAGACUCUGAGUGCCCUUUCCGAAACAACGGCCGUUGCUCUUGACGCUGACCCAGUCCGACGUGAUACAUUCAAUGUUGGAGGAAUCAAUACGCAUGUCUACUCCCUCGCGUCGCUUAAUCUCUUUGGGAAGCCAUGCCCCGAAGAGCCUAUCGCCGCGCUGUUUGUGCUGCACGGGAGACAAGGGUCUAUGGAGAUGGAGAGUAUCGAGAAGACUGCGAGAGACGCGGUUCUUUGGGCUGAAGGCAAGAAGCAGAAGGUGAAGGGGCAGGGCGGAAAGCAGAGAGACUUUGUCGUUGUGACUCUCGAUCAGCGCAAUCAUGGAGGUAGGUUGGUCGAACCUUUGGCGAACAAUGCAUGGAAUCCGGAUCCUUCUGUUCAUAAUGAACGACACGCCAUUGACAUGUACGCGAUAUACAAUGGAACAGCACGAGAUGUCUCCUUCCUCAUUGACUUCCUCCCUGCUUAUCUCUUCCCAAACGGCGAAAGAAUGGUAGCGCAUUGGGCUGUGGCAGGCAUCAGUCUCGGUGGUCACGCUACCUGGUAUCUUCUUGCGAACGAACCACGUCUCCGCAUUGGUAUACCUAUAAUCGGCUGCCCUGCCUAUCUCACAAUGCUCGCUCCCCGUGCUCUAAAGGCUUCCAUCCCUCUAGCACCCCCAUAUAUUCCAACCACUCUUCUCUCCCGCAUCACCGCCGAUUUCCCCUCGUUCUACCAAUCGUCCGACCCUUCACUCAACCCAUUCAUCGGCAAGAAGAUCUUAGUUUUGAGUGGGGAAAAGGACAGGUUGGUUCCAUGGGACGCGUCAAGUGCAUUCGUCGAGGGAAUGGAGGUAGGCAGAGAAGGUAGGAGGAAGGUCAGGCUGCAGGAAGGAGUUGGGCAUGAAUUUACGGAGGAGAUGAGGCAAGCUUUGAUCGAGUUCUUUUGGGAGGAGGCGUUGGUCUCUGGCGUUAAUACUCCGGCUGCUGUGGCGUCAUCGAGUGUAGGUGCAGGGGCUGGUAGCACUCGUGCGUGAGGCCUCGAUGUAAGAUGUUUAAUUAGGCUAUCCUAUGUUCGGUUGUAUCCAGAAUAUCACCAUAUAAGGAGCUUAUAUUUGUAUGAAUUCAC
Molecule: messenger RNA, 1152 nt
Organism: Stereum hirsutum FP-91666 SS1
Lineage: Eukaryota; Fungi; Basidiomycota; Agaricomycetes; Russulales; Stereaceae
Product: alpha/beta-hydrolase
Exons: 6
Coding region: 17-1060 (347 amino acids)
Source: RefSeq, a predicted model, not a curated record